Messenger RNA from Rhodamnia argentea, 483 nucleotides. RefSeq names its product disease resistance protein RGA2-like. The record is from RefSeq and is a predicted model, not a curated record. Gene Ontology annotation, biological process: defense response to fungus. The transcript has a single exon. The coding region runs from base 1 to 483 and encodes 160 amino acids. Gene Ontology annotation, molecular function: ADP binding. NCBI's taxonomy places the organism in Eukaryota, Viridiplantae, Streptophyta, Magnoliopsida, Myrtales, Myrtaceae.
AUGGCAAAUAAAAUGAAAGAGCUAGGAAAGAGACUUGAUGGGAUCAAUGAAGAGAAAACUAAGUUCAACUUGUCGAGUAAUGUUCAAGAAAAGACAAUAGUUCCGCGGAGGGAAACUCAUUCUUUUGUACCCGCUUUGAAUGUGAUUGGAAGAAACAAAGAAAAGGACCGGAUUAUAGAGCUGUUGAUAAGACCAAAUGAUGAUGGAGCCGGAAAGAUAGCAGUCAUUCCGAUUAUUGGAACGGGGGGCGUCGGAAGGACGGCUCUCACUAAAUUGGUGUACCUUGAUGACAGGGUGAACAAACAUUUUGAUCACAAAGUUUGGUUAUCCAUGCCUGUAGAAUUCGAAGUUAAGAAGAUAACAAGAGACAUCCUCGAGUCUCUUGGUCAAAAAGGAAAUAAUGAUGGAUUUGAAAUGCUGCAAGAACGCCUGAGGAACGUCCUGAAGAACAAAAGGUGUUUGUUCGUAAUGGACGAUGUGUAG